AUUGAAUUUGUCGAACGACGCGACGAUGGCGCGUGCUUUAUUCCCUCCUGGCAGCCUUUGACUUCGAGUCCACGUUCGUUGCCAGCUGGUUGUUUGUCAAGGCGAAAAAAUCUCCUCCUCUCCCCUUUAUGAACUCCUUCAGCGCUUCGGAAUGGCUGCAUCCUCGUCUUCUUCCCUUUUUCACUCUCUCAUACCCUACGGACCCUCCCAAGAACCCUGAUUCUUUUCAUAACACCCAAUAUUACGGUACUGGACUCCAGGACCUCUGCCUAAUCGUUACUAUAAUCGCUGUCUACGCUAUUAUACGGGAUGUGUUUCGUCUAGGGGUCUUCGAACCGUUUGCACGAUGGAAGUUGAACAGGGAUCUUCAACAGAACUGCUCGACAAGGGAAUUGAAGCACAGUGACAGUGUUGUCAUUGGGAAUGGCCGUAGCAGCUUGAACGGAAAUGGUCAUGUUACUGUCAACGGUAAUGGCAAAGUCACCCGUCCCAACAAAAAGGAACAGCGAAAGCUUCAUCGUCGUGUUCUUCGUUUCGCAGAACAAGGAUGGCCGAUUAUAUAUUAUCCUCUGCAGACGGCCUUUGGUGUUUACAUCAAUCGCGAACUCCCGACUAGAUUAUUCAAUCCAGUCGACUUGUGGAUUGGUUAUCCCCAUAUCCCCGUCGCUGGACCUGUCAAGCUCUAUUACCUUGCUCAAACCGCGUUCUAUUUGCAUCAAAUGCUAAUUCUCAACGCUGAAGCUCCCAGGAAGGACCAUUAUCAAAUGAUGACCCACCAUGUCAUUACAGUAUUCCUCAUGGGGACCAGUUAUUAUUACAACUUUACUCGAGUUGGUUGCUUACUUAUGGUCUUGAUGGAUUGGUGUGACAUCUUUUUGCCUAUGGCUAAGAUGAUUCGUUAUCUCGCACUUCCCCAAAUCUAUUGCGACGCUACAUUUGUGUGGUGGCUCAUCUCUUGGUUCGUCACCCGACAUGUUCUCUUCGUGGUUGUCAUCUACUCUACGAUGUUCGACCUACCCCGACUUCAUCCAUGGAAAUGGGAUCCCCCCAGUGGCCACUAUCUCACCAAGGGCGCCCAUGUUAUGUUUACGUCCAGUUUGCUAGCUCUAGAGAUAAUUCAAAUAAUGUGGUUCGCGAUGAUAUGCCGUAUCGCAUGGCGAGUUUUGACUUCGGGACAGGGUGCCUCGGAUGACCGAAGUGACGAAGAAAGCCCCGGAACAGACGAAAAAGAGGAAUAGAUAUAGAUACCCAGCUCGAUAUUUAUAUCAGUGCAAAGGAUCUCAGUCCUCUAUGUGGCGAGACCGACGGCUGUAAAAGCUUCAUGAUACUAUAGAAUGCAACGUCCUGCUGCUCAUCC
This is a messenger RNA of Marasmius oreades (fairy-ring Marasmius), 1357 nucleotides long. RefSeq lists its product as uncharacterized. Gene Ontology annotation, cellular component: membrane. Gene Ontology annotation, biological process: ceramide biosynthetic process. NCBI's taxonomy places the organism in Eukaryota, Fungi, Basidiomycota, Agaricomycetes, Agaricales, Marasmiaceae. The record is from RefSeq and is a predicted model, not a curated record. The coding region runs from base 129 to 1238 and encodes 369 amino acids. The transcript has 5 exons. Gene Ontology annotation, molecular function: sphingosine N-acyltransferase activity.